Leucoraja erinaceus (little skate) is the source of this 2298-nucleotide messenger RNA. RefSeq names its product annexin A5-like. Gene Ontology annotation, biological process: negative regulation of coagulation. The record is from RefSeq and is a predicted model, not a curated record. Gene Ontology annotation, cellular component: cytoplasm. Gene Ontology annotation, molecular function: calcium-dependent phospholipid binding; calcium ion binding. The coding region runs from base 156 to 1130 and encodes 324 amino acids. The transcript is spliced from 13 exons. NCBI's taxonomy places the organism in Eukaryota, Metazoa, Chordata, Chondrichthyes, Rajiformes, Rajidae.
GCCAGCUCGGGGUGCGGUCGCUUGGCAGUAGAGAGAUUGGAAAGAGUGAGUUCAUAGUCCUAGUGGUUUUUGUUUGAUGAGAGCAGUGUUUGUGCAGAGCGUAGUGAAGAUCUUGCAGCGGCAGGCGAAGGGACAAAUCUCUAAUAUUAGAAACAAUGGCAUCGACAGGAAAGGGUUCCCGAGGAGUUAUUAAAGACUAUCCAAACUUUGAUGCAAACCAAGAUGCUGAACUGCUCAGAAAAGCCAUGAAAGGACUGGGUACUGAUGAAAGUGCAAUUAUUAGCAUCUUAACUACCAGGAGCAGCACUCAACGUUUACAAAUCUCUCUUCAAUACAAAACUCUCUUUGGCAGGGAUCUCGUUGAGGACCUAAAGUCUGAAUUGGGUGGGAAGUUUGAAAAUGUGAUUGUUGGACUCAUGAAGACCCCUCUGCAGUACAGCGUCUCUGAAUUACACAAUGCCCUUAAGGGUGCUGGAACAGAUGAAAAAUGCUUGAUAGAAAUUCUUGCCUCAAGAACCAACCAGGAACUUAGAGCGAUCUUUCAGGCUUAUAAGGAAGAAUAUGACAAAGAUUUGGAAGAAUGUAUUAUCAGUGACACUUCUGGACAUUUCCAAAGGAUUUUGAUUAUUUUGCUACAGGCCAGAAGGGAUGAGAGCACAACAUACACUGAAGCUGAAGUUAAAAAAGAUGCUCAGGAACUGUUUCAAGCUGGAGAACUGAAAUGUGGUACAGAUGAGUCAAUGUUUCUCUCCAUCGUAGGGAGCAAGAGUGUUCAUCAUCUUCGUCAAGUUUUUACAGAGUAUAUGAAAAUCUCAGGCUACCAAAUAGAAGAAAGCAUUUCUUCUGAGACAUCUGGAAAUUUGAGGAGUGCUUUGCUAGCAGUUGUCAAGUGUAUAAGAAGUGUUCCUGAAUAUUUUGCUGAAACACUCUACUAUGCCAUGAAGGGAAGUGGAACCAAUGAUGAAACACUCAUCAGGGUUAUAAUUUCAAGGAGUGAAGUUGACCUGAUGGAUAUUCGUAAGGCAUUCUAUGACAACUAUGGAAAAACUCUCCAGAGUAUGAUCAAGAGUGACACGUCGGGUGAUUACAGAAAUGUCCUUCUAAGCUUGUGCGGCAGUGAAGAUAAUUAAUGCUCUUUUUGAAAUAAUGAAUUCCAUAGUCAGUAUUGAAGUUUUAACCUGUUAAUUGCUUAUCAAAGUACAAUUGCAAUGCAAAUGCUUUUUAAUGAAUUAGAGCUUGCAAAACAUGUUAAGAUUUAUCUAAUCUUAAAUUAGUUCCUAAUAAUGCCUUAUUGGAAUUUUGCAGUUUGAAUAUUGCAAAUAAUUUUACUACCAAAUCCAAUAAUUAACACAGUAAAUAAUUAAAGCUGUUUUAUUUGUUGUAAUAGUAUUUCUGUGAAAUGGAAUGGAUAACUGUAAGAUUGCAUUGGAUGGCAUAAGAUAACUAAGUUCCAAUCUGAGCUGGGGAACUACUUCAUGUUAUACGAUUAGUAAUCCAGAGCCAUGAAUUCAAGUCCAAAUAUAAAUUUGAAUACUUAAAGUUAAAAAAAAUCUUGAAUAAAAAUAUGCCUAUAGAGGUAUUAAAAUCUAUCUGGAUUAUUAAUAUCCUUUUCUGGAAGGAAAUUGACCAUCCUUCUCAGGUCUGGCCUACAGUGACUUUAGACAGGCAGCAACUCUUAUCUGCCCAUAAGAGCAAUGGCCAUGCAAAUCAAUCAGUGACCAAAUUCAAUACAUAGAUAAUUAAGGAAGUUUGUCAUUGCACUGUCCCUGAGAAAAUGGGGAUUUCAUUGCACUUAUCAAAUUACUGAGAUGAAUAAAUAUUCAGUCCUAAAACAUUUCUGUCUGAGCAAUGGACCAACUCAUUUUUAAAUUUUGUUGUUGUUGGCAUUCCAAGGAAUGAUUUCUGUUGUAUUUGUUUGCAUCUGGAAGACCACCGGAUAAUAUUUCUAUUGGGUUAGUAUGAAGAUCGCUGGGUGGUUGGAUGGUUAUUCAGUAAUUGUGAAAUCAUUAAUAGUGAUGUCGAUCUUCAUAAUUGGCAGUAUACAAGGAACCCUUUUGGAAUUAGUUUUUUUCUGGGAACAUUUCUAAGCUGUAUUUAAUAGUUUAUGCUCUACUGCAUUGUUUUAAUUAAUACAUGCAAGGGAUUAAUAUGUAAUAUGCACACUUAAUCCCUUAGCUAUUACAUGUUAUUAUAAUGUUUACAUAGCUGAGUCAAACUAUUGCUUUAAAAGAAUAAAUGUCUGCCAAUUGCUUUUCACGUGUAAUAUAUUUGUUUCUCAAAUAAAUCUGUGAAAAAUAU